UUGAGGUAAACUUCAAAGAAAAUUGUUACAGUAUUUCAUGUAUACACAAUCUUCUGUGCUUAUUAUUCAGUGGGGAUGAUAUUUAAAAGAUGGGGGUCACCCCUUUCAAAGACUUAGAGGUGGACUUCACAGAUAUAUGACUGACCAAAGAAUUCAGCCCUUAUUAAAGUUUCAGGCAUCACCCCAUAGGUCCAUCACUCCUGAGUUAACCUGGCAAAGCAAUCCAGAUCUAGUCAACCAGACUCUGGCUCCUGAGAUCUCCAGCCCUGCUCUAGCCACACCCUGGAAGCUGGCUGGUCUAUGCACAGCAGAAGCUUGAGGAAUCACCUCUAAAGCGCCCAUAGGACCCAAUCCUCCAGUACUGGGUACUAUUGCUGGAUUCUCCACGUAUCACUUUCCUAAAGACUGAAAUCCUGAAUCCUGCUAUGACUGAUGACGAGCUGGAUACCCCCUUGCAUGACUGCCUAGAAACUCAGUGUUUUACAAAAUAAAAAUGAAAAUUCUUCAACUUGGAGAAGUUUACGACAGACUGUGCAGUGCCUUUUUAUCUGAACGGAAAACAGACCAAGGAUGUCCCUCAUCCCCAUCCCAUCUCACCUAUCCCAGCGAGGCCCAGCCCAUCUCACCGGAGCUCAGACACAGCCUGCAGACCGCAGUGACUGUGCAUCCCCCCCCCCAUCCCUUCGGGCGCCUCGCUUACGUCACUGUUUCUGGCCACAGACCCCCUCCCUCCAUCUCCGUCGCGGUUUCUUUGACAGAGCGCUAUGGCUGCGGCCGGGUCUGCCGGGGUACCGGUCACCGUGUCGGGAAAGCAAGAGUUUUACCAGCUUCUUAAGAACCUGAUCAAUCCAAGCUGUAUGGUGCGGAGGCAGGCAGAAGAAAUCUAUGAAAACAUUCCAGGUCUGUGUAAGACUACAUUCCUCUUAGAUGCUGUCAGAAAUAGAAGAGCAGGUUAUGAGGUGAGACAAAUGGCUGCCGCACUGCUACGACGGCUUUUGUCCUCUGGGUUUGAGGAAGUCUAUCCAAAUCUGCCUUCUGAUGUUCAGAUGGACGUCAAGAUUGAACUGAUACUGGCUGUUAAGUUAGAAACACAUGCUAGCAUGAGGAAAAAACUUUGUGAUAUUUUUGCAGUGCUGGCCAGGAAUUUGAUAGACGAGGAUGGCACUAACCACUGGCCUGAAGGUCUGAAGUUCCUUAUUGAUUCAAUCUACUCUAAAAACGUAGUUCUUUGGGAAGUUGCACUUCACGUUUUCUGGCACUUUCCUGGGAUUUUUGGGAAUCAAGAGCGGCAUGAUUUGGAUAUCAUCAAACGGUUGUUGCACCAGUGCAUUCAGGAUCAAGAACAUCCAGCAAUCAGGACAUUAUCUGCUAGAGCUGCAGCUGCAUUUGUACUUGCUAAUGAGAAUAAUAUUGCUCUUUUCAAAGACUUUGCAGACUUGCUUCCUGGAAUCUUACAGGCUGUGAAUGACUCAUGCUACCAAGAUGAUGAUUCAGUGCUAGAAUCCCUUGUUGAAAUUGCAGAUACUGUACCUAAAUAUCUUGGUCCUUAUUUAGAAGAUACUCUGCAGUUGAGUCUGAAGUUAUGUGGAGACUCUAGACUUAGUAAUCUGCAACGCCAGUUGGCCCUUGAAAUAAUAGUGACCUUGUCUGAAACUGCAACCCCAAUGUUGAAAAAACAUACAAAUAUAAUUGCACAGGCAGUUCCUCAUAUAUUAGCAAUGAUGGUUGAUCUACAAGAUGAUGAGGACUGGGUAAAUGCUGAUGAAAUGGAAGAAGAUGAUUUUGACAGCAAUGCAGUUGCUGCUGAGAGUGCACUAGACAGACUGGCUUGUGGGCUCGGUGGAAAACUUGUUUUACCAAUGACUAAGGAGCACAUCAUGCAGAUGCUUCAGAGCCCUGACUGGAAAUAUCGACAUGCUGGAUUAAUGGCCCUAUCUGCCAUCGGAGAAGGAUGCCAUCAGCAAAUGGAAUCAAUUCUAGAUGAAACGGUUAACUCUGUUUUGCUUUUUCUUCAGGAUCCUCACCCACGAGUGAGGGCUGCAGCCUGUACUACACUUGGACAGAUGGCUACUGAUUUUGCUCCUAACUUCCAAAAGAAAUUCCAUGAAACAGUGAUUGCAGCUCUGUUGCGUACCAUGGAAAAUCAAGGUAAUCAGCGUGUGCAAUCCCAUGCGGCUUCUGCACUUAUUAUUUUUAUUGAAGACUGUCCCAAAGCAUUGCUAGUUCUAUAUUUAGAUAGUAUGGUGAGAAAUCUUCAUUCCAUCUUGGUGAUUAAACUUCAAGAGUUGAUUCGGAAUGGAACUAAAUUGGCCUUGGAACAGCUUGUGACAACCAUUGCCUCAGUUGCAGAUACAAUAGAAGAAAAAUUUGUUCCAUAUUAUGAUAUAUUUAUGCCCUCAUUAAAGCACAUUGUUGAGCUUGCUGUUCAAAAGGAACUCAAGCUUCUGAAAGGAAAAACUAUUGAAUGCAUUAGCCAUGUUGGUCUCGCUGUUGGGAAGGAAAAAUUUAUGCAAGAUGCAUCAAAUGUGAUGCAGCUGUUGUUGAAGACACAAUCAGACUUAAAUAAUAUGGAAGAUGAUGACCCUCAGACAUCUUACAUGGUUUCAGCAUGGGCUAGAAUGUGUAAAAUUCUUGGAAGUGAUUUUCAACAGUACCUUCCACUAGUUAUUGAGCCUCUUAUUAAGACUGCUUCAGCUAAACCUGAUGUUGCUCUCCUGGACACACAGGAUGUGGAAAAUAUGAGUGAUGAUGAUGGAUGGCAAUUUGUAAAUCUUGGAGACCAACAAAGUUUUGGAAUUAAAACUUCAGGACUUGAAGCAAAAGCAACUGCUUGCCAGAUGUUGAUUUACUAUGCUAAGGAGUUAAGGGAAGGAUUUGUGGAAUAUACAGAACAAGUUGUAAAGCUGAUGGUUCCUUUAUUGAAAUUUUAUUUCCAUGACAAUGUUCGAGUGGCAGCAGCAGAGUCUAUGCCUUUUCUCCUGGAAUGUGCAAGAACUCGUGGCCCAGAAUAUCUUGCACAGAUGUGGCAAUUCACAUGUGAUCCCUUAAUCAAGGCUAUUGGAACUGAACCUGAUACAGAUGUACUCUCUGAAAUAAUGAAUUCUUUUGCAAAGUCCAUUGAAGUAAUGGGAGAUGGGUGCCUUCUUGAUGAACAUUUGGAAGAACUAGGAGAAAUAUUGAAAGCAAAACUUGAAGGGCACUUUAAAAAUCAAGAACUGAGACAGGUUAAAAGACAGGAAGAAAACUAUGACCAGCAGGUUGAAAUGUCUCUGCAAGAUGAGGAUGAAUGUGAUGUUUAUAUUCUGACCAAAGUAUCAGAUAUUUUGCACUCAUUAUUUAGCACUUACAAGGAAAAGAUUUUACCGUGGUUUGAACAGCUUCUUCCAUUAAUUGUAAAUCUAAUUUGUUCGAGUAGGCCAUGGCCAGAUAGACAGUGGGGAUUGUGCAUAUUUGAUGAUAUUAUAGAGCACUGCAGUCCAACCUCAUAUAAGUAUGUAGAAUAUUUUCGGUGGCCAAUGCUACUAAAUAUGCGAGAUAACAACCCUGAAGUCAGGCAAGCAGCUGCUUAUGGCCUGGGUGUUAUGGCACAGUUUGGUGGAGAUGAUUAUCGUUCUUUAUGUUCGGAAGCUGUCCCUUUGCUGGUAAAAGUUAUUAAGUGUGCAAAUUCCAAAACCAAAAAAAAUGUCAUUGCUACAGAGAACUGUAUCUCAGCAGUAGGGAAGAUUUUGAGGUUUAAGCCUAACUGUGUAAAUGUAGAUGAAGUUCUUCCACAUUGGUUAUCAUGGCUUCCACUGCAUGAGGAUAAAGAGGAAGCUAUUCAGACUUUGAAUUUUCUCUGUGACUUAAUUGAAAGUAACCAUCCAGUUGUACUUGGUCCAAAUAAUUCCAAUCUUCCCAAAAUAAUCAGUAUAAUUGCUGAAGGAAAAAUUAAUGAGACUAUUAAUUAUGAAGAUCCUUGUGCCAAACGCCUUGCUAAUGUUGUACGUCAGGUGCAGACUUCUGAAGAAUUAUGGUUGGAAUGCAUAUCCCAACUUGAUGAUGAGCAGCAGGAAGCUUUACAAGAGUUGCUAAAUUUUGCUUGAUGCAUGUUAAUGUUACUUGAAUAUCUUCUACCAUAAAAGUAAUUCCAAGUAAUUAUUAUAAAUGGGAGAAUUGUUUUCUCCUUGCCAAGCAGUUUAUAUUCCUUCCCUAUAUGUUUUUCCAGGAUUAGUUAGUGUUACAGCUUUGUGUUCACCUUGCAUGUUUUAUCUCUUAAGCAUAGAACUUGGUGAUAACAUUGUCUUAGAGUAUUUGUCACCUUACCCCUAGUUGAUGUGAAGUACAUAAAUUGUUGCUACUUGUCUGAAUUAUUGAUGCUGGGCAAACAAUAUACUUGUGUCAAGAUGUCAUGCUGCCCAUCACAAGAUGCUGAGAGCUUACAAAGAUAGGAGAACUUCCAAGACAAAUAUCUUUGGAAGUGUGGGUGACAAAUAUAAGCUUAUUCCUCUUGUUGGUUUUCAUGGUAAUGGGAGGAUGCUAAAAUUGGGAGGUACUGCCAUGGAUGUGGGGAGUUUUCUCUAUAUUAUGUGAACUUUUUCAUCAUGUCCUCCUGAGAACUGGGUGAGGCAUAUCCAUAUUCUAGCUCCCAAGGUGUCCAGCUGAGAGUUAAGAGAACUUUAAAAUCUUAGCUGACUGGUCUCUAUUUUUCAAGUUAUCCAGGACUUUAAGAACUAUGGUUACUGGAAGGCUGUCCUGAUGCAUGGAACAUUGGUAGCAUGUAACAUACUAUUCUGCAGUGUUUGACA
Molecule: messenger RNA, 4784 nt
Organism: Suricata suricatta (meerkat)
Lineage: Eukaryota; Metazoa; Chordata; Mammalia; Carnivora; Herpestidae
Gene: RANBP6
Product: RAN binding protein 6
Exons: 3
Coding region: 765-4082 (1105 amino acids)
Biological process (GO): protein import into nucleus
Cellular component (GO): cytoplasm; nucleus
Molecular function (GO): nuclear import signal receptor activity; protein binding
Source: RefSeq, a predicted model, not a curated record